This is a messenger RNA of Nothobranchius furzeri (turquoise killifish), 4921 nucleotides long. It is a transcript of the gene cand1, whose product is annotated as cullin-associated and neddylation-dissociated 1. Gene Ontology annotation, cellular component: nucleus. Gene Ontology annotation, biological process: SCF complex assembly; protein ubiquitination. The record is from RefSeq and is a predicted model, not a curated record. NCBI's taxonomy places the organism in Eukaryota, Metazoa, Chordata, Actinopteri, Cyprinodontiformes, Nothobranchiidae.
GAUCUCCGGUAUGAGGGAACAGUGACCUCAAACCCCGCAGCGUCCAGUCCCGCUCACUCCGCCCCUCUGCAGAGAACCGGAGCCCCAUUCAAACUAAAGUCCGCGCCCCGGGAUGCCACAGCGGCUGUAGAGGGAGAUAACGGCGGCUACGGCAGCAGAAGAGGCAGAAACACACCCUUUCACCCAAAACCAGCCGCAUUUGAGACGCCCAGCCGGGCUCAGUCAGCUAACAGGAGGCUAACGGCACCAACAUGGCGAGCGCCUCGUACCACAUCUCCAACCUGCUGGAGAAAAUGACCUCCAGUGACAAAGAUUUCAGGUUCAUGGCCACCAACGACCUGAUGACAGAGUUACAGAAAGAUUCCAUCAAACUGGACGACGACAGUGAGAGAAAGGUGGUGAGGAUGAUCCUCAAACUGUUGGAAGACAAAAAUGGAGAAGUUCAGAACCUGGCGGUUAAAUGCCUGGGCCCUCUGGUCAGUAAAGUGAAGGAGUACCAGGUGGAGACCAUCGUGGACACGCUGUGUACCAACAUGCUGUCGGACAAAGAGCAGCUCCGGGACAUCUCCUCCAUCGGACUCAAAACCGUAAUCGGAGAGUUACCGCCCGCCUCCAGCGGCUCUGCUUUAGCGGCCAGCGUUUGUAAGAAGAUAACCGGUCGGUUGACGAGCGCCAUCGCCAAACAAGAAGACGUGUCUGUGCAGCUGGAGGCCCUGGACAUCAUGGCCGACAUGCUCUGCAGACAAGGCGGCCUGCUGGUGAACUUCCAUCCCUCCAUCCUCAGCUGUUUGCUCCCCCAGCUCACCUCCCCCAGACUGGCCGUCAGAAAGAGGACCAUCAUGGCUCUGGGCCACCUGGUGAUGUCCUGUGGGAAUCUGGUCUUCAUCGACCUGAUCGAGCACCUCCUGGCGGAGCUGGGGAGGAACGACAACAUGUCCACCACCAGGACGUACAUCCAGUGCACGGCGGCCAUCAGCAGACAGGCGGGACACCGGAUUGGAGAGUACCUGGAGAAGAUCAUCCCUCUGGUGGUGAAGUUCUGCAACGUGGACGACGACGAGCUCCGGGAGUACUGCAUUCAGGCCUUCGAAUCCUUCGUCAGGAGGUGUCCAAAAGAGGUCUACCCCCACGUUCCCACCAUCAUUUCCAUCUGCCUGCGCUACCUGACCUACGACCCCAACUACAACUUUGAUGAUGAGGAUGAGGAUGACAACGCCAUGGAUGCUGAGCAGAAUGAUGAAGACUAUCAGGGCAGCGACGACGAGUACAGCGACGACGACGACAUGAGCUGGAAGGUUCGCAGGGCGGCGGCCAAGUGUCUCGACGCGGUCGUUUCAACUCGUCACGAGAUGCUGCCCGAGUUCUAUCGCUCGGUCUCUCCUGCACUCGUCUGCCGCUUCAAGGAGCGAGAGGAGAACGUGAAGGCGGACGUUUUCCACGCCUACCUGUCCCUGCUGAAGCAGACCCGACCGGCUCAGAGCUGGCUUGCUGAUCCGGACGCCAUGGAGCAGGGAGAAACGCCGCUAACGAUGCUGCAGAGCCAGGUGCCCAUGAUCGUUAAGGCUCUCCACAAGCAGCUGAAGGAGAAAAGUGUGAAAACUCGCCAGUGCUGCUUCAACAUGUUGACUGAGCUGGUGAAUGUCCUCCCGGGAGCGCUGACCCAGCACAUCCCUGUACUCAUACCAGGCAUCAUCUUCUCUCUGAACGAUAAGUCCAGCAGCUCCAACCUGAAAAUCGACGCCUUGUCCUGCCUCCACGUCAUCAUGGUCACACACCCCGCCCAUGCCUUCCACGCCCACGUCCCCGCCCUUGUCCCGCCCGUGGUGGCGUGCAUGGGAGACCCCUUCUACAAGAUCACCUCAGAGGCUCUGCUUGUUACCCAGCAGCUUGUCAAGGUGAUCCGACCUCUGGAUAACCAGUCGGAGGGCUCAGACAGCUUUGACCCCUCCCCUUACAUCAAUGACCUCUUCACCUGCACGAUCAGACGCCUGAAGGCCGCCGACAUCGACCAGGAGGUCAAAGAGCGAGCAAUUUCCUGUAUGGGACAGAUUAUCUGCAACCUAGGCGACCGCCUGCCCAACGAGCUUCCAGGAACGCUGCUGAUCUUUUUGGAACGCCUCAAAAAUGAGAUCACACGGCUGACUACGGUAAAAGCGCUGACGCUGAUCGCCGGCUCUCCGUUAAAAAUCGAUCUCAGGCCAGUUCUUCCCGACGCCGUUCCCAUCCUCGCCUCCUUUCUCAGAAAGAACCAACGAGCUCUGAAGCUCUGCACGCUGGCGGCUCUGGAUAUCCUGCUGAGAAACUACAGCUCUGCAGUGACGCCUGUCAUGGUGGACGCCGUCCUGGCUGAGCUGCCGCCUCUGAUCUCAGAGAGCGACAUGCACGUGUCUCAGAUGGCGCUGUGCUUCCUGUCCACGCUGGCAGUGACUCACCCGUCCUCGCUGGGCCAGCUGAGCGGAGGGAACAUCCUUCAGCAGCUCAUCGCGCUGGUUCGAUCCCCGCUGCUGCAGGGAGGAGCGCUCGCCGCCAUGCUGGAGUUCUACCAGGCUCUGGUGGCUACAGACACUCCCGGUUUGGGCUACAUGGACCUGCUGAGGAUGCUGACGGGCCCGGUUUACUCCCAAAGCGCCGCUCUGCCUCACAAACAGGCUUACUGCUCCAUUGCUAAAUGUGUCGCAGCUCUGACCAGAGCCUGUCCCACCGAGGGUCCUGCUGUGGUGGGACAGUUCAUCCAGGAUGUGAAGAACAGCCGCUCCACAGACUCCAUCAGACUUCUCGCUCUCCUCUCACUGGGCGAGGUGGGACACUACGUGGACCUGAGCAGCCAGCCUGAGCUCAAGACCGUCAUCCUGGAUGCUUUCUCCUCCUCCAGUGAAGAGGUGAAGUCCGCAGCCUCCUACGCCCUCGGCAGCAUCGCAGUGGGGAACCUCCCAGAGUACCUUCCCUUCGUCCUGCAGGAGAUCUCCUCCUCCAAGAGGCAGUACCUGCUGCUGCACUCGCUCAAAGAGAUCAUCAGCUCGGCAUCCGUGUCCGGCCUGAAGCCCUACGUGGAGUCUGUUUGGUCUCUGCUGCUCAAACACUGCGAGUGUCAGGAGGAGGGAACCAGGAACGUGGUGGCCGAGUGUUUGGGCAAACUGACGCUGAUCGACCCCGAAACGCUGCUGCCCCGGCUCAAAGGAUACCUGCUGUCAGGUUCGUCUUACGCCAGGAGCUCCGUGGUGACGGCGGUAAAGUUCACCAUCUCUGACCAGCCGCAGCCCAUCGACCCGCUGCUGAAGAACUGCAUAGGUGAUUUCCUUAAGACGCUGGAGGACCCGGACCUGAACGUGCGCCGUGUUGCCUUGGUAACGUUUAACUCCGCUGCUCACAAUAAACCCAGUCUGAUCAGAGACCUGCUGGACUCGGUUCUGCUGCAGCUUUACAACGAGACCAAAGUGAGGAAGGAGCUGAUCCGAGAGGUGGAGAUGGGUCCCUUCAAACACACGGUGGAUGAUGGGCUGGACCUUAGGAAGGCCGCGUUCGAGUGCAUGUACACUCUGCUGGACAGCUGCCUGGACCGACUGGACAUCUUCACCUUCCUGAACCACGUAGAGGACGGUCUGAAGGACCACUAUGACAUCAAGAUGCUGACCUUCCUGAUGCUGGCUAGACUGUCGUCACUUUGUCCCAGUGCCGUCCUGCAGAGACUGGACAGACUGGUGGAGCCGCUGAGAGCCACCUGCACCACCAAGGUCAAGGCAAACUCGGUGAAACAGGAGUUUGAGAAGCAGGAUGAGCUGAAGCGAUCGGCGAUGCGAGCAGUCGUCGCGCUGCUCACAAUCCCCGAGGCCGAAAAGUCGCCGCUGAUGUCAGAGUUUCAGUCCCAGAUCUCAUCCAAUCAGGAGCUGGCGGCCAUCUUUGACUCCAUUCAGAGAGACUCCAGCUCCGCCAACAUGGAGUCAAUGGACACCAGUUAAACACAGACAAAACAAGUCCCCGUGAUGCAACAAGGCACCACCCCGCUGCUGGAGCGCCAACCCCGCAGCAUGUUUCCAUAACAGCGUACACACACACACACACACACACCGUUGUAGUGACACACCCUCUCCUAGCGAUCGAUUGUUCCAUGAUCCGUUGCACUGAUUUCUGCAGUUUGGGGGAAAAGCACGAAGACGGAUGGACGGCUCACAGAAAGGGACGGAAACAAAGAUUGAGAAAUAAAAACCCGUAAAAAAAAUUCCCAUCAAAGGUUUGGAAACUUCGUACAAGACCUGAUGAUUGGCCGAUCUCCCUGUGCGUCAUUCUGUUUCUUUUUCAUUAUUCCAGAAAGUUCCACAGGUACUGUAACCUGAUUGGCUGCUGCUGAGUGACUGACAGCGCGUUAUCAAAAUGGACCAAUGGGGAUCAGAUUUAGACAAACAGCCAUUCAGGACUGAGGCUGUGGUUACCAGGAGAGGGGCUCGUUGGUGGUUUUUUUGUUGCUGUUUUUGCGAAUGAUUUAGGUAACCAAUAGGAAACUAUGGGGAGAGGAUGAUGGGCGGGGCUUAAGUUUGUGGAGCGAUUAGCAUCUGUUUCCUCCGAUUCAGUUGACCUGCCCUUGACUUCUAAGCUUUGAGAGGAUGAAGGGACGAGGAUGUGUCGGACCAGGCCCCAUCUGACCACACCCGACUGGACCACUGGUGAUGUUGCUAUGGUAUCCUGGAGUAAACAAAGUAACAAGGUUCUGACUGUUCUGUACGUUCGGUUUCCUCAAACCAGUCCAAACCAGUUCAGUUUUGCCGGCCGUGGUUUGACUUUACUGUGUCCUGCUUGUUGGCUUCGUCUGAUGUGGUCAAACCAGGCUCAGACUGCUUUGAUCCAGUUCAGUCCGGUAUGGUCAGGACAAUCCGCUGUUGUUUAUCGCCAAUAAAAAUUAAAAGGUCCAUUUCUGCCUGCCUUCAUA